UAACCGGAAACGAGAGAAAUAUGUUUCGUUGUAUAGCGCAUAGUUUCCCAUUUGGCUUUUGGGGAUCUAUCUAAUUUUUGCAGCAUUUCCCCCCAUUUCGUUAAAAUACCGCAACCCAGCAAGAAGAAUAUUUGUCCCUAUACGAAAAACGAAGAAUAUUCACUCACCACCAAAUCGAGAAGCAAACCCAUCUGCCUCGCCCGAUAACCUCGGUUGAUCGCUAAAUUUUGUGUGUUUUCAUCGUUGAAUUUGGCGGAGGAACCACAAUUCUCCAGAAUUCGAUUUUGGGGGCGAGGAUUCAUGGAAACUAGCAGCGUCGGCAUUGAUAAUUCGGCGGUGACGGCGUUUUUGUUGACCGACGCAACAAGUUGGUGGCAAGAAAUCAACGAUUCUCACCUUUGGCAGGAUCGUAUCUUCUUCACCCUCGCCGCUCUCUAUGGCGUCGUCGCCAUCGUCGCUCUUGUUCAACUAGUCCGUAUACAAUUGAGGGUGCCGGAAUAUGGUUGGACCACGCAGAAGGUCUUCCAUUUUCUCAAUUUCUUGGUGAACGGAGUGCGGGCAGUUGUUUUUGUAUUUCGCCGUGAUGUGCAGAAUUUGGAACCACCGAUUCUCCAACAUAUCUUGCUUGACAUGCCAAGCCUUGCCUUCUUCACAACUUAUGCUCUAUUGGUUCUGUUCUGGGCAGAGAUUUACUACCAGGCACGUGCUGUAUCGACUGAUGGGUUGAGACCAACUUUCCUUACAGUAAAUGCAGUGGUCUAUGUUAUUCAGAUUGUAUUGUGGCUAAUACUGUGGUGGAAUCCUGUUCAUGUACUGGCCAUCCUUUCUAAGAUGUUCUUUGCUAGUGUCUCUUUGUUUGCUGCCCUUGGUUUUCUUAUUUAUGGGGGAAGAUUAUUCUUGAUGUUACAGCGCUUCCCUGUGGAAUCCAAAGGAAGACGUAAGAAGUUGCAAGAGGUUGGCUAUGUGACAACUAUAUGUUUUUCAUGUUUCCUAGUCAGAUGCAUCAUGAUGUGCUUUAAUGCUUUUGAUCAAGCUGCUGACCUCGAUGUUUUGGAUCAUCCGGUUCUGAAUUUUAUUUACUACCUGUUGGUUGAGAUUGUACCAUCCUCUCUGGUUCUUUUCAUUCUGAGGAAGCUGCCCCCGAAACGAGGAAUCACACAGUACCAUCCUAUCCGUUGAAAAGGAAAAAGAAAGAAAAGAAAAUCGGGUGAAGUUUCGACAAUUUGGGUACAGAACGAAGCGAAAAGUUGGGAAUGAGGUGCAGAUGUAAAGAGGUACCUGAUCCUAAAGAAACAUGGCAGAGGCAUUUUGAGUUCUGUUGGUUUCUGUAUUAAAAGUUGGAAAAUGUGUUUAAAUAGAAUUAAACAAACUGCUACAAACUGAAAUUAUAGUGGGAAUGGUGUUGUUGUGCCAUGUGAUUUAUUUAGCCUUACAUGCUGGGUUUCUUGUGGUUGCCUUUUUGGUACAAAGAGCAAGAGAUACAGUGACAUUUCUAUAUGUUUCCUUGUAUUUAUAAUUCACCCAUUGCUUCUCAA
Molecule: messenger RNA, 1535 nt
Organism: Benincasa hispida (wax gourd)
Lineage: Eukaryota; Viridiplantae; Streptophyta; Magnoliopsida; Cucurbitales; Cucurbitaceae
Product: protein TOM THREE HOMOLOG 1-like
Source: RefSeq, a predicted model, not a curated record